Durio zibethinus is the source of this 2760-nucleotide messenger RNA. RefSeq lists its product as uncharacterized. The record is from RefSeq and is a predicted model, not a curated record. Gene Ontology annotation, molecular function: ATP binding; chitin binding; protein serine/threonine kinase activity. NCBI's taxonomy places the organism in Eukaryota, Viridiplantae, Streptophyta, Magnoliopsida, Malvales, Malvaceae. Gene Ontology annotation, biological process: protein phosphorylation; carbohydrate metabolic process. Gene Ontology annotation, cellular component: plasma membrane.
CAGUUCCCACACGGGGAACACUCUGUGUAAUUGAAGAUUUAUUGCCAAGGGGUGAUGAUGUACGGACUUUGAAGAAUAAUAGUAUUAGGAAGGCGUCAUUCCCAGCUGGUAAAAGGAUCCAAAUAUCAGCCAUCCAGUUUCCAUGACAUCCAAAAUUAUCUUCGCCUUUCUUUUCAUUUUAUUCCUUUCUUCUCAAUUGCAAUUCCCAGAAGCACAAACUUGGGUUAAAGCUGGUUACUGGUAUGCUAACGGUGAAUUUCCCAUACAAGACAUAAAUUCUGCCUUGUUCACUCAUCUUUCAUGCGCUUUUGCCCAAGUGAACACUUCAACUUAUCAGUUCUUUGUCCCCUCUGUCUCUGAACGAUACUUCUCAACCUUUACAAGCAUCGUCAAGCGAAGAAACCCGUCUGUUAAAACACUGCUGUCUGUCUGGAAUGGAAUCUCUGCAACAGGAAAAUCUAUAACUGGUGAAAAAGUUAAUGACUCAAUUUUAUCUUCAAUGAUCUCAGAGUCUUCUAGAAGGAAGUCUUUCAUUGAUUCUUCAAUAAAAACAGCUAGGCUUUAUGGUUUUGAUGGAAUAGACUUGUUCUGGGUUUGGCCUAACAGCACAGACUUGUUCAAUGUUGGGGUUUUAUUGGAUGAGUGGCGAACAGCCAUAAAUUCAGAACCAAUAAAACCAAGUCAGUCACAAUUGAUCUUGACAAUAGGGGUUCGUUACUUGCCAACAAUUGAAAUGGUAAGUUAUCCAAUCUCCUCCAUAAGUAGGAAUGUUGAUUGGGCGCAUGUUGUGGCAUAUGACUACCAUUUGCCUACCAGGGAGAAUUUUACAGGCGUCCAUGCUGCUUUGUAUAAUCCCUCUAGUCAUGUUAACACAGAUUUUGGCGUCAGGGAAUGGUUGAAUAAAGGAUUUCCACCAACCAAGCUGGUUUUGGGAUUGCCUUACCAUGGAUGGGCAUGGAAAUUGGUGAGCAGCAAAGAUAAUGCUAUUGGUGCACCGGCGUCAGGUCCAGCUAUCACCAUUGAUGGUUCUAUGGGCUACAAAACCAUCAAAUCAUACAUUCGGGAUUACGGUUAUGGAGCUGCUCCUGUAUACAAUGCAACUUAUGUAGUGAACUUGUUCACGUCUCCAACACUUUGGAUCAAUUUUGAUGGUGUAGAGGCGGUCAAAGCAAAAAUUUCCUAUGCAAAGGAGAAAAGGCUUAUUGGUUUUAAAGCGUUUCAUCUUUCAAAUGAUGAGAAUUGGGCUCUAUCGCGGGCAGCUCAAGAGGAAGAAAAUCAAGAAAACAACAAGUGGCUGUUGCUUAAAAUCAUCCUUCCAGUUUCUGUAGUUGUUAUACCGGCAGCUGCUAUGCUGUAUUACUUGCGAAGGAGAAAGGUCAAAUCAAAAGGGGAAAUGGUUUUAAGAAGCGUUCCUAGCCCAAGAAUUAAUACAUCGGCUGCUGAAAAUUUUGGCAGUGAUGCUUCUCAUUUGCUAGUAUUCAGGUUUGCCAACAUGAAAGCGGCUACAAAUAACUUUUCAAGUGCAAAUAAACUUGGAGAAGGUGGUUUUGGUCCCGUGUACAAGGGUAAACUACCAAGAGGUGAAGAAAUAGCAGUAAAGAGACUUUCCAGAUCUUCUACUCAAGGACUUGAGGAGUUCCAAAAUGAGGUUACCUUGACAGCGAGACUUCAACAUGUAAAUCUAGUCAGACUGUUGGGAUAUUGCACUGAGAAGGAGGAAAACAUGCUGAUAUACGAGUACAUGCCAAAUAAAAGCUUAGAUCUCUACCUCUUUGACCCAAUCAAGCGGUAUAUGUUAGACUGGGUAAAGCGUGUGCAUAUCAUUGAAGGGGUCACUCAAGGGCUUUUGUAUCUCCAAGAAUAUUCAAAUAUUACAGUGAUUCAUCGGGAUUUAAAAGCUAGUAACAUUUUACUGGAUGAUGAGAUGAACCCCAAGAUAUCAGAUUUUGGGAUGGCUAGACUUUUCAACAAGGAUUUUUGUGAAGCAAACACUGGAAGAAUUGUUGGAACAUACGGCUAUGUUCCUCCCGAAUAUGUUACAAAAGGAAUAUACUCCAUGAAGUAUGAUGUUUACAGCUUUGGAGUUCUGCUUCUGCAAAUUAUAAGUGGCAAGAGGAAUACAUGUUAUCACGGACCACAUGAGAACUUAAACCUUCUUGAAUAUGCAUACGAGUUGUGGAUUGAUGAUAGAGGCACAGAGGUUAUCGAUCCAUCACUUGAUGAUUCAUCCUCACCUUGUAAAAUCAUGAGAUGUAUGCAUAUCGCAUUGCUCUGUGUCCAAGAAAAUCCAAAGGAUAGGCCAUCCAUGUUAGAAGUGUUCACAAUGCUCAAAAAUGGUUCAAUGGCGGCUAUUACUCCUAAAAGGCCAGCUUUCUCUGUGAAAGAAGAUAAAAAUACAGGAAGUACUUCCGCAUCGCAACAAGGAAUAUGCUCAUUCAAUGAUCCAGAAAUUUCCGAAUUGGAGCCCCGAUAAGAAUGCAGGUUUUUCGAAGAUAGCUUAGCUUGGAUAUAUAACAGUUAAAGGCUUUUUUUUUUCUCCUGAAACGUAUUUUCUGGCAAAAAAUUGUUGAUUUCUUAAUUAAUUGUAAAGUUCUUUUGUCUACAAUUUCAUAGUUAAUUUUCUAAGUUUCUAGCACCUUUGCUCUGGUUUGGUUGGAUGCGUUAGUCCAAUACUUGAAAGUCACAAUAAAAGUACUUGCAAUUAUCUCAAGUCGCUAUACCUUUUUCUAAAAUUUUCUUCUUAAAUAUCAAAGAAGCUUC